This is a messenger RNA of Necator americanus (New World hookworm), 1269 nucleotides long. RefSeq lists its product as uncharacterized. Gene Ontology annotation, biological process: intracellular signal transduction; protein phosphorylation. The record is from RefSeq and is a predicted model, not a curated record. The transcript is spliced from 13 exons. Gene Ontology annotation, molecular function: ATP binding; MAP kinase activity. Bases 1 to 1269 code for a protein of 422 amino acids. Gene Ontology annotation, cellular component: nucleus; cytoplasm. Lineage: Eukaryota; Metazoa; Nematoda; Chromadorea; Rhabditida; Ancylostomatidae.
AUGACUCUCCUGGAAGUGUGCUCAAAACGCAUCAUCCUAGGUUGGUUGAGACGCUAUUACAAACAGUUCAGCAAGAAAAGUGUGGUCUCCAGUGCAGUCUAUUCCGCACCAAACAUACAAGGAGCAAUUCAUUGGCGAAGAAGUACGAUCACUUUGUGUGCGAUGAGCGAAGAAGAUCCACCGGCGAAUGUGGAAGAAGUGCACGGACAAGUGUUUGAGGUUGGACCACGCUACGUGAACCUUUCUUACAUUGGAGAAGGCGCCUAUGGAAUGGUUGCUUCCGCUCUGGACACGGUCACUCAGGAGAGGGUGGCUAUAAAGAAGAUCUCUCCUUUCGAACAUCAAACGUACUGUCAACGGACGUUGCGUGAAAUCAAAAUACUAACCAGAUUUAAACAUGAAAAUAUUAUUAACAUACAAGAUAUUAUUCGUUCCGAAUCGGUGGAGAAAAUGAAAGAUAUCUAUUUGGUGCAAUGUCUAAUGGAUACAGAUCUACACAAAUUACUGAAGACACAAACUAUAUCGAACGAUCACGUGUGCUUCUUCCUAUAUCAAAUUCUCCGCGGUCUCAAAUAUAUUCACUCGGCGAACGUAUUGCAUCGUGACAUGAAGCCUUCAAACUUGUUAUUAAAUGCGACCUGUGAUCUGAAGAUCUGCGACUUUGGACUGGCGCGGGUUAGUGAUCCUCGCACCGAUCACACUGGUUUUCUAACCGAAUACGUUGCAACUAGGUGGUAUCGGGCGCCAGAAGUGAUGCUGAAUUCCAAAGGAUAUACAAAGUCUAUGGAUGUGUGGUCUGUCGGUUGCAUAUUGGCGGAGAUGUUGAACAAUCGCCCGCUCUUCCCCGGCAAGCAUUAUCUUGAUCAGCUUAAUCUUAUUCUUUCCGUUAUUGGAUCUCCAACAGAGGAGGAUCUUAAAUGUAUUAUGAACGAAAAGGCUCGAUCGUAUUUAAUAUCGUUACCGCACAAACCUAAAGUGGAGUGGUCAAGUUUAUAUCCGGACGCUGAUCCGCGAUGUUUAGAUCUGCUCGACAAAAUGCUCACUUUCGACCCUAACAAGAGAGUCACUGUGGAAGAAGCGCUAGCUCACCCAUAUCUUUACGAGUACUAUGACCCAAAUGAAGAGCCGGUCUGCGAGGAACCACUUACCUACGAGAUGGAGUUAGACGAUCUGCCAAAGGAUGAGUUGAAGGAAUUGAUCUGGCUUGAGGCUGAAUUGCAUCAUGCUCGGAUACAGGCAGAAAACGCAAAGGAUGCCUCUGUGCAGUAG